Molecule: messenger RNA, 3693 nt
Organism: Dipodomys ordii (Ord's kangaroo rat)
Lineage: Eukaryota; Metazoa; Chordata; Mammalia; Rodentia; Heteromyidae
Product: up-regulator of cell proliferation
Exons: 7
Coding region: 352-3021 (889 amino acids)
Molecular function (GO): GTP binding
Source: RefSeq, a predicted model, not a curated record
UUAAGGGCCGGUUCUCCUCGGUAUCUGACUUCCCGCGCCUGGCUCUGUGGCCCUGGCCUCUGCUUGGCGAGGGCCAGGGUACAAGUGACAUUACCGGAUACCCGCGAGGUGCCAUACGAUUGGUUCCCUCUUCCCACCUUGGCUGCUCCCCAGGCUGUCACAAAACUCCUGAAUGUAGUGGGUUUCAGCCCAAACCUUCCACAGCCAGCUCAAGCAUCAACCUCUGAAUGGCCCAGGAUAGAAGUGGAAUUACUAGUCAAAGGACACUCAGAUUUGGGAGAAGUGACCUCAGAAAUAAAAGCGUCAGAGAGACAAACCGCUGUGGCAAUUGCAGAUUUGGAAUGGAGAGAAAUGGAAGGAGAUGACUGCGGGUUUCAUUAUGGAGAUGGUACAAAUGAGGCUCAGGAUAAUGAUUUCCCAACAGUGGAGAGAAGCAGGCUUCAGGAAAUGCUGUCCCUGUUGGGACUGGAGACAUACCAGGAGCAGAAGCUCAGUCUUCAGGACUCACUGCAGAUCAGUUUUGACAGCAUGAAGAACUGGGCCCCUCAGGUUCCCAAGGACCUUCCUUGGCAUUUCCUCAGAAAGCUACAGGCCCUCAAUGCUGAAGCCAGAAACACCACGAUGGUACUGGACAUCCCUCUGGACACGCGGCCUGCAGAGAAGGAGAGCCAAAUGGAGGAAGAGAUGAUCUACUGGGACCCAGCUGAGGAUAUCACUGCUGAUGACAUCUAUUCUUUCUCUGAGCUCCCAACGCCUGACACACCUGUGAACCCCCUGGACCUCCUCUGUGCCCUCCUGCUGUCCUCAGAUAGCUUUCUACAGCAAGAGGUCAUGCUGAAGAUGUCUCUCUGCCAGUUUGCACUCCCGCUUGUGUUACCUGACUCUGAAAACCACUACCACACCUUUCUGCUGUGGGCCCUGCGGGGCGUUGUACGGACGUGGUGGUUCCAGCCCCCCCGGGGACUGGGCAGCUUCCGGGAGGACAGUGUGGUCCUGUCCAGGGUGCCCACUUUUGCUUUUGUGCGCAUGGAUGUCAGCAGUAACUCCAAGUCCCAACUGCUCAAUGCCAUCCUUAGCCCGGGUUGCCGGCAGUGGGACUGCUUCUGGCAUCGGGACCUCAACUUGGGUACGAAUCCCCGGGAGAUUGCAGAUGGAUUGGUAGAAAUUUCCUGGUUUUUCCCUAGUGGCAGGGAGGACCUGGAUGUCUUCCCAGAGCCCAUGGCCUUUCUGAACUUGAGAGGUGACAUUGGGUCUCACUGGCUGCAGUUUAAGUUCUUGAGCGAAGUUUCCUCAGCUGUGUUUAUUCUGACUGACAACAUCAGUAGGAAGGAAUACAAACUGCUGUACUCCAUGAAGGAGUCGAGCACGAAGUACUAUUUCAUCCUGAGUCCGUACCGAGGGAAGAGGAACACAAACCUGCGGUUCCUGAACAAGUUGAUCCCCGUGCUGAAGAUAGACCACUCGCAUGUUCUGGUGAAGGUCAGCAGCACAGACAGUGAGAGCUUUGUGAAGAGGAUCCGAGCGAUCAUGAGCAGUGUAGCUCGGUCGCCCUGCAGGAGGAUAUCAGUGGAGGAAAUGGCCCAUGCUGCCCGUAAAUUGGGCCUCAGAGUCGAUGAGGACUGUGAGGAGUGUCAGAAGGCAAAGGACCGGAUGGAGAAAAUCACUAGGAAGAUCAAGGACGUGGAUGUCUACAGGAGGGACGAACUGAGGCUGCAGGGGGAUCCUGGGAGGAAGGCAGCCCAAGUGGAGAGGGAGUUGUGCCAGCUCCAGUGGGCUGCAGACCCACCCGAGAAACACCGAGCUGAGCUGAGGCGGCGGUUUCUGGAGCUCAGAAUGCAGCAGAAUGGCCAGGAUCCUGCCUCUGGGGUGCAGGAGUUCAUCGCUGGGAUCAGCAGCUCCUCCCCCAGCGAAAGGCAGUACUUCCUGAGGUGGAUGGAAUGGGGCUUGGCACGAGUGGGCCAGCCCCGGCCAAGGCAGCCCCCGGAGACAUUCCUUACCUUGAGACCAAAGCUUGGUGGGGCCUCCGAUUUUAGUGAGCAGCUUUGGCCUGAGCCCCUGGGAGUGGAGCACUUCCUUCGGGAGAUGGGGCAGUUUUAUGAGGCUGAGAGCUGCCUUGUAGAAGCAGGGAGGCUGCUGGCUGGCCAGAGGCGUUUUGCACACUUUCCAGGCCUAGCUGUGGAGCUGCUACUGAUAGGGCAACCCUUGGAGCUGGUUGAUGGAGGCACCCUGAGUAUCCCUGUCCGCUGGGUCACUGGGCUCCUCAAGGAGCUGCAUGUCCAUCUGGACAGGAGGUCCCGGCUGGUCGUUCUGUCCUCCCUGGGGGUUCCAGGCACAGGGAAAUCCACACUUCUCAACACCAUGUUUGGCCUGCGCUUUGCCACAGGGAGGAGCUGUAGUCCUCGGGGCGCCUUCAUGCAGCUCAUCACGGUGGCAGAGGGCUUCAGCCAGGAUCUUGGCUGUGACCAUAUUCUGGUGAUAGACUCUGGAGGGCUGAUUGGGGGGGCCUCAGCCUCUUCGGGGGAUAGAUUUGAGCUGGAGGCUUCCUUGGCCACACUGCUAAUGGGGCUAAGCAAUGUCACUGUGGUCAGUUUAGCUGAAACAAAGGACAUGCCGCCAGCUAUUCUGCAUGCGUUUGUGAGGUUGGAAAAAACAGGGCACAUGCCUAACUAUCAAUUUGUGUACCAGAACCUUCAUGACAUGUCUGUCCCCAGCCCCAAGCCUAGAGACAGGAGGCAGCUCCUGGAUCCACCUAGUGAUCUGAGCAGAGCCGCUGCCCAGAUGGAGAAGCAGGGUUGUAGCUUUCGGACACUGGCGGGCAUGGCCUUCUGCAACCCCGAGAGACAGCAUGUGUGGCAUGUCCCAGCCCUAUGGCAUGGGGCCCCGCCCAUGGCUGCUGUGAGCCUAGGGUACAGUGAAGCCAUUUUUGAAUUGAAGAGAUGCCUGCUAGAAAACAUCAGGAAUGGCCUGUCUAACCAAAACAAAAACAUUCAACAGCUCAUUGAGCUGGUGCGGCGGCCGUGAGUGGGUGUGGGCCCCAUGGCAGCAGCCUGGUCUGACAAGGCCAACAGGGCUGUGCCAGGUACCAGAGAGAUGGCUGGUAUUUGCUGCAUGUGAGAAGGAAGAGCAAUGAAAUGGAUUAGGAGUCUUCUUAUAGUAUUAAGCAAAGAAGUAACCUCAUAGACCAGCUCAGAAACAUCAGGAGUAUCAAAGGUCCUAGAUGGGGUGACAAUAGGCAGGCCCUAUCAGGGCUCAGCGGGUUGGCCCUCUUGGCUUCUGGAGUGGGGAAUAGCUUCUUUAGUCACUGCAGGACCUGGCUGGAAGGUACAUAUCCAGUGCACAUUAGGGUUUGUCCUGAGACAGGGGACACCCAACCCAAGGACCCUUGGUAAAUUAGUAGUCAAGGUUUUGGUAGUGCAACUGCCCACAAUGUGCAAGACAUUGCCAUGGCACUGUGUUUUGGGACUGGUCUGUGAAGCCCUCCCUGACCCUUGCCCAGAAAGCAUUCACCGGUCAUCCUGUUGUGUCCCAGCACUGUCAUACCUCUGCCUCAGAACUUCAUGGCGCGUUAUCACUUGUGUGUUUACUGUCUGCCCCAGACUGUGAGCUCCUUGAGGGCAGGGAUUGAACAUCAUCUAGCUCUGUGUCCCUAGGAUCUGGCACAUGUAGGCGCUUAAUAAAUGUUUGUUCAAUGAA